Molecule: messenger RNA, 3490 nt
Organism: Sinocyclocheilus rhinocerous
Lineage: Eukaryota; Metazoa; Chordata; Actinopteri; Cypriniformes; Cyprinidae
Product: atrial natriuretic peptide receptor 1-like
Exons: 22
Coding region: 258-3470 (1070 amino acids)
Biological process (GO): cGMP biosynthetic process; intracellular signal transduction; receptor guanylyl cyclase signaling pathway
Cellular component (GO): plasma membrane
Molecular function (GO): adenylate cyclase activity; ATP binding; peptide receptor activity
Source: RefSeq, a predicted model, not a curated record
UGGCAGGGAAUGCAGCUCGACACGGAGAUGAGGUGGAGCUUUCUGUGAGGUAAUGUGAUUUGAGAAAAUCACUGCUGCUCUUGGCACUCUGAAUGACACACAGUCAGCCUGUGGGGAUGAGUUUCACAGAGGCAGGGAUGUGAUUUGUGCUGUGUUGAGUGGACUGUCACAGGAUUGUACCAGCUCAUGUUGAGGAGACCAGAAGACACCAUGUAUAAAAGUGUUCCUGAAUAGUUGGAAGCUUGAGCUGCAGUGGUAUGAAUCUGUUGCUCUGGUUCGGUGGAGGCAGAUCAUUUCUGCUUCUUUUGAUCCUGCUGUGCUGUGGAACCUUGCCGAUCUGGACCAAGACCAGCAGACACCAAGGGUCCCGCAGACCUGUGCACAACCACACCAAUGACAUCAUACUGGCUGUCAUACUCCCUCAGCACAAUACGUCCUACCCCUGGGCAUGGCCUCGUGUGGGACCCGCACUGGACCGUGCCAUUGCUCACGUCAAUGCCGAUCCCACCCUGCUGCCCCGGCACCACAUCCGGCACAUCUUUGCAAACAGUGAGGAUGGGGACGGUAUCUGCUCAGAGUCUAUCGCCCCCCUCAUGGCCGUAGACCUGAAGUUUGAACACAACCCGUGGGCCUUCAUAGGGCCUGGCUGUGACUAUACCUCCUCCCCCGUUGGGCUGUUCACUGCUCAUUGGGGCCUCCCCAUGAUCACGGCAGGGGCCCCUGCUGUAGCUUUCAUGCAGAUGGAGAUGUACACUUCCAUCACCAACACAGGCCCCACACAUAAGAAACUGGGCGAGUACGCCCUCCACCUCUACAAGCAUUUUGGGUGGCACCAACACACCCUGCUGAUGUUUAGUGAUACCAAAAUGGGAGAAAGGGCCUGCUACUUUGCCCUGGAGGGGCUUUACACGGAGAUGCAUGAGGACAACAUCACCACCAUGGACCUGGUGUUUGAGGAGAACAAAGGGCCUGUUAACUAUUCCGAACUCCUGCACAAGAUCCAGGAUGAUGGAAGAGUAGUGUUUGUAUGCUGUUCUCCGGAUAUUUUCCGGCAGUUGAUGGUGCACUUCCACAGGGCAGGCCUCCCUAAGGAGGAAUAUGUCUUCUUCUACAUUGACAUCUUUGGACGCAGUUUGGAGUCCAGGCCUUCUCAGCCGUGGGCCAGAGGAGACCCUGAUGAUGUCUUUGCAAAGGAGGCCUUCCAGAGUGUGAAGAUUCUGACCUACCUAGAGCCGCAGAAUCAGGAGUACAAGGAGUUUGUCAAUGUUCUAAAAUUGGAUGCCAAACAAAUGUUCAACUUCACAGUGGAGGAUUCUUUGAUGAACAUCAUCUCAGGUGGUUUCUAUGAUGGUCUGAUGUUGUACUGCAAUGCUCUAAAUGAGAGUCUCGCAGAAGCACAUGAUCGACCUUCAGGAGAGUCUGUCACAAAGAGAAUGUGGAACCGGACUUAUUAUGGUGUCACUGGUCUGGUGCAGAUUGAUGAGAAUGGAGACAGAGAGACUGAUUUCGCCCUCUGGGACAUGACUGACACGAACAGUGGCAACUUUCAGACUGUGGCGGUGUACAAUGGCACUCAGAAGCAGAUGAAGAUUCUUCCUGGGAUGGCCAUCCAGUGGCCAGGUGGCAACAUUCCCUGGGAUGUGCCCCUCUGCGGCUUUAAGAAUGAUAACCCUGCCUGUCGUGCACGAACUAUCGCAAUGCACCAGAUGAUUUCCAUUGUGCUUUUCCUCAUCCUCGUCAUCAUCUUCACUGUGACUGUGUUUAUAUACAGAAAGCUGAAGCUGGAGAAGGAGUUGGUCGCUCAGUUAUGGAGAAUUCCUUGGGAGGACAUUCAGAUGGGCAAUCUGGAAAAGGCCAUGAGGAGCACCGGCAGCAAAUUCACACUCUCUCUAAGAGGUUCAAACUAUGGAUCACUGCUGACAGCUGACGGUAAUUUCCAGGUGUUUGCUAAGACUGGCUACUUUAAGGGAAACAUUGUGGCCAUUAAAUACAUCAACAGAAAGCGCAUCGAUUUAACGAGGAAAGUGUUGUUUGAACUGAAGCAUAUGAGAGAUGUGCAGAAUGAGCAUUUGACCCAUUUUAUUGGUGCCUGCAUCGAUCCACCCAACGUCUGCAUCGUAACAGAAUACUGCCCUCGAGGCAGCCUGCAGGACAUUUUGGAAAAUGAAAGCAUCACACUAGACUGGAUGUUCAAAUAUUCACUAGUCAGUGACAUAGUAAAGGGCAUGGCUUUCCUUCACAACAGUGUGAUUGUAUCCCAUGGGAACCUGAAAUCAUCCAACUGUGUGGUUGACAAUCGUUUUGUGCUAAAGAUCACUGACUAUGGGCUGUCCAGCAUCAGGACAGAGUCAGACACGGAAGACGCCCACUCUUAUUAUGCACGUAAGCUGUGGAUGGCUCCAGAGCUGUUGAGAAUGGAGUGCUUUCCUCCAGGAGGCACACAGAAGGGCGACGUCUACAGUUUUGGCAUUAUCCUUCAAGAAGUGGCUCUGCGGAGAGAAGUCUUUUACUUGGAGGGAGACUCACUUAACCCCAAAGAGAUUGUGGACCGUGUAGCUCUGGGUGAAUGGCCAUAUCUCCGGCCAUCAGUGAACCCUCAGGCCCACAGUGAAGAGCUGGGCCAGCUGAUGCAGCGCUGUUGGGCUGAAGAACCAUCAGACAGACCAGAGUUCAACCAUAUUAGUGUGUUACUCCGCAAACAGAACAGGGAGCACAGAAGUAAUAUCUUGGAUAAUCUUUUGUCUCGCAUGGAGCAGUAUGCUAAUAAUCUGGAGGAGCUGGUAGAAGAGAGGACUCAAGCCUAUCUGGAGGAGAAACGCAAGGCAGAAGCUUUACUGUACCAGAUCCUCCCUCAUUCAGUGGCAGAGCAGCUAAAGAGGGGUGAGACGGUGCAGGCCGAAGCUUUUGACUCUGUCACCAUCUACUUCAGUGAUAUUGUGGGCUUCACGGCUCUGUCAGCAGAGAGCACACCUAUGCAGGUCGUCACUCUCCUCAAUGACCUCUACAUCUGCUUUGAUGCCAUUAUAGAUAAUUUUGACGUUUACAAGGUGGAGACAAUAGGUGAUGCCUACAUGGUGGUUUCAGGAUUGCCGGUACGGAACGGGAAACUGCACGGUCAUGAGAUUGCACGCAUGUCCCUUGCUCUAUUGGAGGCUGUCAAAACAUUUAAGAUUCGCCACCGACCUGAUGAGCAGCUCAAAUUACGAAUCGGCAUUCACAGUGGUCCUGUGUGUGCAGGCGUAGUUGGGCUGAAGAUGCCUCGGUACUGUCUUUUUGGAGAUACGGUGAACACAUCUUCUCGUAUGGAGUCGAAUGGAGAACCUCUGAAGAUUCAUGUGUCGUCAGCCACUCGAGAUGUGCUGCAGGAGUUCAGCUGCUUCCAGCUAGAGCUGAGAGGAGAUGUGGAGAUGAAGGGAAAAGGGAAGAUGAGGACCUACUGGCUUCUGGGGGAAAUAAACAACAGUGAUUGAGACGGUGGGGAGAGAGAGAG